Molecule: messenger RNA, 724 nt
Organism: Mucor mucedo
Lineage: Eukaryota; Fungi; Mucoromycota; Mucoromycetes; Mucorales; Mucoraceae
Exons: 1
Source: RefSeq, a predicted model, not a curated record
UGUGCAACGAUAAAGUAUGAUUUCAACCUAAAUUCCAAAUGUUGAUACUUGUGUUGGAUAGCUGGUAAAACUUCUUCACCACGGAUGCAGAAUUUUGCUUUUCGAAGUUCGUCGUCCUUCCCGAGUAUUCCGCUUGCAAAGAAAGAUUUUUCCAAAUUUUUUAUUGGGCCGAAUACAGCGUCCAAUAGCUUUUUGUCAAUCGAGACGGCAUACCAAAUGUUGUUGGCCCUCCAAUUCGAUCCUAUAGUACUUUCUAAUUUUUCCACUAUUUGCUUGUCGAGACAAUGCAGAUAUGUGAUCAUAAAAAAAUACAAGUAUCCUGGAUGGCAUGUAGUAAAUGACUCGCUAUCCGAAGCACACAACUUGUCCUUCGACACAAAAAGAUCAUCCAUUUCAAGGUUUGUCAUAAGCUCUUUAAAUAUGUUUGGGUCUAAGGAUACAAAUAAUUUUCUAAUUCUCUUUAGUCGAUUUUUACUUGAUUUUAUCCCUCCAUUACUGCUUAAAGUAUUCCUCUUCCGCAUUUUUUGGAAAGCCCUGCCAAGUAAUUUGGGUGCUGGGCUCACUGGUAUUCUUUUUUUCGCAUUUCUUUUGUAACUUGAGUACAAUUGAAGAUAGUUACCAAAAAUCUUCUCUAAACCUAACUUCAGUCUAAACGCACAAUCAGAAUUGACAUUCAUAAGCGUUUCUUUGAGUAGUUUUACCUAUUUGAUAUGUGUAGUACUGG